GAGCUUCCCCCACACACCCUCCCUUUAGCUACAUGCCUAAGUACCGUAGGUAAAAUCACAGAUGGAGCCGCAUACGAAACAGAAGCUCUUGUCUCUUUACCCUGAGCCAAUUCGUGCACCAGAGACCCCAUAUAUAAAAGCGAGAAAACGAAACCCCAGGCUCCGAGGCUGGGCAUUGAUAGCCGUUAGCUUUUUAACAGAAUGGUUAGGCUUUGUAAGAUGGUGGCUUUGGCGAAAUGCAGGAUUCGGCUCGCUAGGAAAUCUUAGAGAGUACAUCGAGCAUGUCGAACCACGAUUCGAUCCCACCGUCUUUCCAACUGAGAAUGAUAUCACUGGCGCAACCCCUGCCGAGUCUGGAGUUAGUCAUAGCAGCCGUGACAUCCCUCUAGAGCCAGAGAAUCCUAUUCCAGUUCAAGGGAGAUAUUCCGUCGCUCACUACCGGUCUCUUUAUCUUUCCGGAGCCCUGACCCCGCUAGCUGUUGUGCAAGCUAUCCUCCCCUUGAUUCGCCGCGACACAUCGCCACCUGGUGAGCACUCGGCAGCCUGGCUCCAAAUCAGGGUUGAUCUGGUUAUUGAGGCCGCCAAGGCAUCAACGUUGAGAUACCAAAAACACCAAUCCCUGGGGCCUCUGGAUGGUAUUCCCACGGCAGUGAAGGACGAGUAUGAUAUCGAAGGCUACACAAAAUCUCUUGGGUCCAUACAUGACUGUACAGCUCAAGCGUUGAAUGACGAGAGGAUCGACAGCUGGUGUGUUAAGAAACUAGAGGAAGCCGGGGCAAUUAUCCUCGGUAAACUAUCUAUGCAUGAAUUUGGGAUGGACACAUGCGGCGUCAAUAUCUCACACGGCACUCCGCUCAAUCCAUACAACCAGCACUAUUACACGGGUGGUAGUUCCUCUGGGUCCGCAUACGCUGUUGCAGCUGGCCUUAUCCCUAUCGCUAUGGGUAACGAUGGUGGAGGCAGCAUUCGUGUUCCCUCCUCGUUCUGCUCUGUCUUUGGCUUGAAAACUUCUCUAGGACGGAUAUCGUAUCAUCCAUCUUUCAAUGCCAGCAGCACCUCCGCGGUCUGCGGUCCCAUCGCAGCUGAUAUGCGGUCACUCGCAGAGCUAUAUAGUGUCGCGAGUCAGCCACAUCCUCUCUCGUGCUUUCCUCCGCCGUCGCCUUCUAUCAGAGGACUCACGGCUGAUCCCAACCGACCAAAGGUGAUCGGUCUUCCUGAAGCGUGGUUUCAGAGCGCAACACCAGCAAUUCAGACGUUGUGCCGGGGUAUGAUUGAUUGGCUUGUCACCUACAAGGGCUAUACUGUGAAGUCUAUCAACAUCCCUUUUAUCGCCGAGAGCAAGAUUGCACAUGCUCUUACCAUGCUUACAAAUGCAUCGACGCUUGUGCACGACACUCGCGGCUUCUCGCCCGCGAAUCGUAUCCUGUUUGCGCUUGGACGGGUAACACCCGCUACCGACUAUCUCCUUGCACAGAAGCUGCGUCGGGUGCUCAUGCAGCAUCUCUCCUGGCUCUGGAAUACGUACCCAGGAAUGAUUAUCGUCACGCCCACGACGGCUUGCGAAGGCUGGCCCAUCCGUGCCGCAUCGGAACUCAAGUACGGCAUAAGUGACGGAGACCAGACGUUAGAUUCUAUGGAAUAUGUCUGGUUAGCUAACUUUUGCGGGGUGCCGAGUCUCACCGUGCCGGCGGGCUAUGUCGUACCCGAAGGGCAGCCAGGCGAGGGAGAAAUCGCCGGUCCCAACACCGAAGGCAAGGUCCCUGUCGGCCUGAUGGCUACAGGCGAGUGGACAAGGGAAGACACACUCAUUUUAUUCGGUGUAGAUGCAGAAGAGGCUGGUGCUAAGUGGCAGUGUCGGCCACCAACGUGGGUAGAUGUCAUAGAGCUUGCAAAAAAGGAGAUGAAGAAUGAGUAGCUCUUCACCGUUCGAAAUACAGCAUCAUCAAUAUUACAUCUCGCAAUCUACAGGAUGCCAUUUUCAAAUCUCAAAACUUCCAGUCUGAGAGGCUUUUAUGCCAUGUAGGCAUCAUUUAUAUGCACAACGUGGGAGGUCUAGUUGUCAUACAGUCUACAGGUAGCAGAUCUCUAAGGAAGCAAUUGUACCUGCGGAAUGGCGAGCUAGGUAUAGCAUCUAUCAAACUGACUAUUAGAUUCUUCACAAGGAAUUUAAUUUUUCGAUUCUCUCUUAGGUCUAUCUGUCUACAAACGACAAAUUCUUCUACAAUACCAAUCUUAUCUCAAGGGAAAUCACGUAAGAAUCAAGGAUUGAAGACAUCUCCAAUAAGAAGAUUCAUCACACCACCCACCUGUCCUUGGAUAAGACCUGAUCUAGAAAACGUGACGAUGGAGUAUCUAUUCAUCACCUGACUGACCUAGAAAGGGUAUCUGACAGCAUCACUCAGCUGAGCUAAUCAAGGCCUAGUCCCUUGUGUCUCUUGUAGGAUGAAUUAACUAAUUGCCCCGUGACACUAGUUUAUCAACAGAAAUUCAGUAACUAGG
Messenger RNA from Annulohypoxylon truncatum, 2499 nucleotides. RefSeq names its product glutamyl-tRNA amidotransferase subunit A. Bases 62 to 1915 code for a protein of 617 amino acids. Lineage: Eukaryota; Fungi; Ascomycota; Sordariomycetes; Xylariales; Hypoxylaceae. Gene Ontology annotation, molecular function: catalytic activity. The record is from RefSeq and is a predicted model, not a curated record. The transcript has 4 exons.